CCAAUCAUUAAGUCUCUGUUAAUAAUUUUGUUAAAUGACGAUGAGCUGGCGAAUAUUGUGCUGACUUGAAUCUUAGUUGGCCAACUAAAGUGUAGGAAAGAUGGCAGUGAUUGACUGGUGGUGAUGAUUAUCCGCAUCUACACAAGUUUGGUUAUUAUUAUUUCUUUUAUUUUUUUUAUUUAAAUGAUAAGUAAAAAUAUACUAAUGUGGAUGCUGAGGUGGAUUGUUGGUUAACGGUGUUAUUAACGGUUACAUAUGAGUGGCUAAAAUUUUAGACAGGUAUAAAAGGUUUAGCUAUUAUUUUGUAUUACCAAAGUUUGGCUAUUAUUUUGAAAUUAUUUGAUUUUCCUAUUAAGAUUGAUUAAGGAUUAAAUACAGCUGAACAAUAAUAGAUGAUAAAUGCUUUGUUUUUAGCCGGAUUGGUUCAACUAUUAGUGAUAAGUUUGUUAUGGGCAACAGGUCGGCAGUUCAAAUCCAUAAGGAGCAUUUUUUGUAAAGGGUUUGGAAGGAUAUUUUAGUCAAUAAAGAGAGGGUUAGUAUAUAAAGGAAGAGGGAGAGUGCUAGAAAACCCUAGCCGCCCAAACUCAUUCUAUUCCUUCUAUCUUUUUCCUCUCUCUCGUAUUCUCUAUUUCUCUCCCAAAUCGACAGCCCGACUAUGUUCCUCUCAGCGGCAGUAGAAGAAAGAUACGGUGGGAGAAAUAAUGAAAGGGGUCGCCGGUGCUUAUGUUACCCAAAAUAAUGAGGUGGUGGAAUUGACUUCAAAAUAGUACACAAGGAACUUGAGUCUUUUCCUUUUUUAUUUUCCAUAAAUUUACUUAAAAAUACAUUUUAAAUUUGGAGGUCUCCAACAUUAUUUUAGUGAAGCUACCCACGUUGGGGUCAACUUGCUAAAACAGUUGAGAACUAAUAGAAGUUAUUUUUAUCUUUUGUGGACAGUGGAUUUUUAUAUAUACAAAUACAUAUAUGGUGAUUAUUGAAGUAUUCUUUGAAUAAAACAUAGUCCAAAUGAUUUGAUGAUUGAAUGUACAAUUUGUUGUAAUUCAGCAAAUUAUAAUCGUUGAUUAUUAUUUUUUAUUGUAUUGAUAUUUUUAUUUAGAUUUAGAGAAUUAGGCAAGAGGCCGAGGUAUCGACCAAAGAUUAAUGUAUAAUAUUAUACGUCAAUUUUUUUUAAUUCAUGCAUACAGAUAAAAGAUAUCUUAAUUACUAAUCGUUUACAGAAUAUGGUAUACAUGCAUUCACGAUCAUCUAUUGCGGUUUUCUUGUCGAACAACGGAUAAGAUAAAGUUUUUGGGAAACUUAGUUAGAAACUUCUCUUUAGCCGAUUAAUUAAUUAAUAAUUAGCUGGAAUUGAAGCAAUAAUUAAGGAUGUAUAGUUGGGAUGGAAAAAGAAAGUGGAAGGAAGGUGGAAGUGAAGCAAGCACUAUAUAUACCCCUGGUAUGAAACACGAAAUGUUCAUCCCAGAGCUGAUCCAAUACAUCAACUUAAUUAAUUAACUUCCCUCUACCCUUACAUCGAUCUGUUGCUUUUUGCCUGGAAAUUGAAGGAAGAAAAAAAUGCCUAUAGUUACCGAGACUGUGACAUUUAGGAUGUUCUCCUCCGCCAGCGACGUUUGGAGCGCCGUCACCGCGGCCCAAGCUGUUUUCCCGAUGGCUAUGCCAAACCUCUACGCCGACAUCAAGCGCAACAGGCGCGACGGCUUCACCGAAGGCUCGAUCCGCGACAUCACUUUCGGUCCUGCUUACAGCAGGGUAGUGGGAUCGGCGAGGGAAGAGAUCGUUGAAGUUGACCAUUCCAACAUGACGGUGAAGACGACGAUGGAUGAUGACGGCGCAUUCGUGCCGCGGCUCUUCGACAGCGUUGACAUCACCACGGCCGUGGUGCCUUCGUCCCGCACCAACCUUAGGGCCAUAGGCUGCACACUUACUUGGUCCUUCACCUACGACAGCGCUAAGGGCAACGCCGACAUUAACAACCUCAAGAAUGUGAUGCAGACUGCAUUUCAGGAUUUGGACGACUACCUCAGGAGGGGACGUGGCAAUCGCCGAUGAACAAGACUGCCUUUCAUUGUCGACCAGGCCAUCGAUGGAUAAUGUUGUUGCCUUGCUCUCCCAUCGUUCCCCUCCUACUAUAAUAAGACGGUCUACUCCAUUGAUCCUCUUGUGUUGUAGACCGUCUUUUGUUUCGUAUUGUGUUGGGUUUUUUUUAUCUUAUUGUAUCCAUGUUGUUUAAUUUCUCUAUAUAUGUCUUUCAGUUCGUUCGAUUCCCUGUGUUUCUUUCCUGAGUUUUAAUUGUCUGUGCUUGAAAUAAAGUUUUCCCGUGUUGUGUCGUGUCGUGCAAGCUCCUGCCAAUCCCUCCUAAUUGUUCCGUAUGUUGUCAAAACCGGAUCGAAUUUCAUUACGUUCGGAUUGUGUAGACCGCGGGUCUUUUGUUUCCCAUUGUGUUGCUCUAGAUUUGAUUGAUUGAUUGUUGUUUCCCUAUGUGUUUCAUUUUGGUUCAUUCCAUGUAUUUCUUUCUUGAGUACUAUUGUCUAUGCCUGAAAUAAAGUUUUACGUGUUGUGUGGUGUAAGUUCUAAGAUCGUUUGAAGUUUCGUCCUAGUUUGGCAUUGUCAAACUUGGGUUGAGAAAUGUCGUCCUUAUAUGGUCUGUAAAUUUCGACGUUGAUUCUACGGUCCCAAAUAAGCUCGUCGAGCUUUGUUGAUAAAUUUCAUGCUACUGUCAUUAAUUCAUAUCGCAUUUCGUCAUAAUAGGAAUGAUUGGUCUUUAUUUCUUUGAUCCACUUCAAGUGGUCAUACAUGGUUGUUUCAGUAAAUGUAUAUUAGCCGAGGCUGUGAUUUUCGUGAGUGCAAUCUGGCUUGGGACUUGUCCAGAUCCUUGUUUGGCCUCUAAAUGUUGAAUGUUGUGGAUUUUCAGCUUCUGGCUUUCUCUCUAAAAUGAUGAGUACCUUGGAUGAUGCGAUUUUGGUUAUAACGACUUUCUUAUCAUUGAAUUUCUUACUCGAAUGUCCUCAUUGUUGUAUCUUGAGGUUGAUCGACCAAGAUCUUGGCUUGGUACAGAUAGUUGGUACUUCAAAUGCUAAACCGGGGGCAUCCAGAUUGUAAGUCCCACAUCAUUUUGUUUGUUUUUCUUUUGUCUUUUCUUUUUUGUUUAUUUUUUUUUUUUUUUUUUUUUUUUUUUGCUUUUUGCUUUUUUUUUUUUUUUGCGUGGGACUUACUUGACUUUGUCAUGCAAGGGACUUACUUGACUUUGCCUAGAGCUAACAUCUCAAGUUCUUGUAAUUGGUAAUCUUUAAUUUGACAAAUUUGAGAUUAAGAGACGACUAAUACUAGUGUGAAAUAGUGAUGUAAUGAUCUUUGUAUAAUUAAAUGACACUUUUGGUGGUUGAGGGUCACAUAGUAGUGAAUGAGAGAGUCUAGUUGAGAGGAUAAAAUACACACCAGCUUAUAUUUCGGUAUUGAUCGGUAUUUCGGUAUAUACCGAUCCCAAUCCCGUAAUCCCUAAUACCGAAUAACAAUUGAAAUUCAAUCCCAAUCCCAAGAAAUAAUGCGUGUAUUCGGUAAUACCAAAUAUAGACAAUUUCGGUACGGUAUUCGGUAUAUCCCAAAUACCGGUACCAAACUUUCAGUCCUACCCUUGACCGUUGAAUAUGCAAGUAACAUGUAUUAUUGUCAUUCUUGGUGGCUUUGCAGGAGUAGGCAUAAAAGACUUAUCUUUUUCUUUAUCACUUUAUCUCCAUUACAUGUAGCAUGCUAGAACUUUGUCAGAAGUAGUGUAUAGAGACACCCAUUUUAUCACUUUAAAAUUAAGAUAAAAGUAAGAAAUAAUAAAAGUGCACUUUUCAU
Linum trigynum is the source of this 3840-nucleotide messenger RNA. The record is from the annotation of a GenBank genome assembly. Lineage: Eukaryota; Viridiplantae; Streptophyta; Magnoliopsida; Malpighiales; Linaceae.